Drosophila busckii is the source of this 2361-nucleotide messenger RNA. RefSeq names its product protein Wnt-5 (gene Wnt5). NCBI's taxonomy places the organism in Eukaryota, Metazoa, Arthropoda, Insecta, Diptera, Drosophilidae. Bases 378 to 2297 code for a protein of 639 amino acids. The transcript has 5 exons. Gene Ontology annotation, molecular function: frizzled binding; cytokine activity. Gene Ontology annotation, biological process: canonical Wnt signaling pathway; multicellular organism development; neuron differentiation. Gene Ontology annotation, cellular component: extracellular region. The record is from RefSeq and is a predicted model, not a curated record.
AUUUACAAUUUUCCGUUCAUUGUAUACAGAAUCUCGUUUCCUUUUUUCCGUAUUAUAUGUUUUUAUUGUGACAAGAUAAAUACGUGAGUUCGCGUAAAUACCCAACUAUAUAUCUUCAAAUCGGUCGGCAGAAAUAGUUUCUCACGACUCUAACUGAUAGUUAUGGAAUAACAAUUGAAUAAGCUCAACGACACAACUAAGCUUAGCAUAUUAAAUAAAAUGGUAAACAGCCACUUCAUUAUUGACUGCCCACUGCAUUUCCAUGCAUUGAAAAAAAUUGGAAAUAGAUAAAUUCAAUCCAGUCAAUCAUUAAUAUAUCGAUACAUAUUCUUGUGGACAAAAUUAAAAUUCGAGAAUUAUCUAUUGUUGCUUAAAAAAUGACACUUCAAAGUAAUCAAAUUUGGCAGCGGACUUUUUUAAUGACAUAUGUACUGCUUUCUGCAGUAGGCUUAGAUGCUGUAACUAACAUUCAAGGUGUGCCAACAUGGAUUUGUCUGGGCUUGAAGUCGCCAUUCAUCGAAUUUGGAAUGCAAAUAGAACAACUCGCUAAUAAUAGUAUACCGCUAAAUAUUACAAAAGAUGAGCAAGCAUAUAUGCAUCAGGAAGGACUCCGUAAAUUGGGAACAUUUAUAAAGCCUGUGGACUUACGUGAUUCAACAACUGGCUUUGUAAAAGCAGAUCUAACCAAAAGAUUACAAUCACCCAGCGCUCAGGCAAGACGAUUACAUCCAAUUCAGGAAGAAAUGGAUCAGAAACAAAUAAUACUUCUCGAUGAGGACACAGACGAAAACGGUCUUCCAACUAGCCUGACAGAUGAGGACCGAAAGUUCAUUGUACCAAUGGCGCUCAAAAAUUCCUCUCCUGAGGUACGCUGGUCUGUUCCUGCAAAAUCGACUACAGUAGAGCCCAACCGCGCGGCGUUUACCUCGGGCUCUUGGCGACAAAGUGCAAAUAUGCAUUUAAGCACAACGACACCACCAGAACCUACAUCGAACAUAGACGACUUGAAAAAGCAUAUACUGUUUUUGCACAACAUGACAAAAAGUGAUAACAACUUUGAAUCAAAAUUUGUAAAAUUUCCCAGCCUACAAAAAGAAAAGGAUAAGCAAGCAGCAUCGUUGGGUCCUGUAAAAAAGCCCCAAAGACCUGUGCUACAAUAUGCAGCCCCAAUAGCGCCUCCCACAAGAACGGUUCCGUUUGGAGCUCACACACCUGGUCAAAAACCAUUUGGUGGCUAUUAUCUUCAUGAAGACGACACAAACGGCCCGUCAAGUUUUCUUCAAUCGAAUAGUGGGUCUGUUGGAGCAGUGGAACGGAUGAAAGAAGAAAGUGUAACUAAUAUUAUAUCCCGGGUUCAUUUGCUAAGCGAUGAGACUUCAACAACAACUAGCUCAAUUGCUUGGGAAAAUACACUUUCAACAACAGAAACAUCAACAAAGCGUACCACAAAGCGUCCAGUUUGCUUACGAAAUCCCGAUUCUCCAAAGUGUGUAAAGCAACGACAGCGUGAGGAACAACAACGACAACGUGAACGUGAUGAAUGGUUUCGUGGGCAAUCUGAGUUUUUAAGACCCAGAUUUGAACCUUUUAUACAAACAAUUAAUAACACCAAACGCUUUGCAGUGUCAAUUGAAAUACCCGAUUCUUUUAAAGUUUAUCCAGGGUCACCAUUACUAAAUGAAGAUCACGAACAAAAAAGAUUGUCGCGCGUCAUGAGAUCCCAAGACUUAAGUAAAGAUAAAAGUGAGAGCGAGUUGGAUUCUAACAACUAUUUCGCUCAAGGCAUUAUCAUGACAUCAGCUGGAGUUGCAAAUAAUCGUGAAUUUAUGCUUGCAAAUGUGCAUAAUUUUUCAAGUGACCGAAACAAUGAAACCGCGCUUAACCCCCCAGCAUAUUCAGAGAUUAUCAACUUAGAUCCAGAUAAUUGUUAUAAAGUUAAUGGAUUUGCUCUUGGGCAAAAAAAGCUUUGUGCUCUAUAUACUAGUGUAAUGCCCGCUAUUAGUCGAGGAGCACGUGCUGCCAUACAAGAAUGUCAAUUUCAAUUUAAGACCCGUCGUUGGAAUUGCAGCACAAUCGAUGAUGAAACUGUUUUUGGACCUAUGACUAGCUUAGGAUCUCCAGAAAUGGCGUUUAUACAUGCUUUAGCUGCAGCAACUGUGACUAGUUUUGUUGCAAGGGCCUGCCGAGACGGUCAGCUAACCUCGUGUGGCUGUUCUCGUGGAUCUCGACCGAAACAACUACACGACGAUUGGACAUGGGGAGGAUGUGGCGAUAACCUUGAGUAUGCUUAUAAGUAAGUUAGUGUUGAGUUUCUAUACUAUUUGCAUUACAUAAAAAAAUGAGCUCAGCAAAGCCCCAGUU